AUGGUAAUGGGCGCGCAUAUGGCUAUGGCUAGGCUUAUGCGCGCACCAAACCCAACCCCAACAUUUUUUGUUGCUCUAUUCAUUGCCGUGCUUUCAUGCAUGGUCAUGCUACCUUUUGGUUCACCAAUGGCAACAACCGCUGAAGCCCUUAUGAGGUUCAAGAAAACGUUACAAUUGGGAAACGAAAGUGCCACUCUUAGCAGUUGGGAUCCUAACAAAGACCCGUGUAACGGUAACAAGGUGAAUUGGGUUGGUGUGCUUUGCUUCAAUGGGAAUGUGAGGGGUUUGCAGCUGGAAAACUUGGGUUUGCAGGGAAAGCUUGAUUUGGAGCCUCUUACUCGAUUGCCUUAUUUGAAGACCCUAAGCUUCAUGAACAAUAGUUUGGCUGGUCCAUUGCCUGAUCUUAAGAACCUAAAGUUGAGGUCUGUGUAUUUGUCUUAUAAUCAUUUCUCAGGUGAGAUUCCUGAUGAUGCAUUUGAGGGCAUGAUUUUGUUGAGGAAAUUGUACUUGGGGAACAAUCAGUUUACAGGCAAAAUCCCUUCUUCCCUUACCACCUUGCCUAAGAUUUUUGAUGUGGGGCUUGAGGAGAACAAGUUUAGUGGCCAAAUACCAGAAUUUCGACAGAAGGGUUUGAAGAGGUUGAAUCUAGCUAACAAUGAAUUGGAGGGUCCAGUUCCAGAAAGCCUAAGCAAGCUGGAUCCAAGUAGUUUUUCAGGCAAUGGAAAACUAUGUGGUCCACCUCUAGCGGGAAAAUGCAGCGACCCUCCACCUCCUGCUUCUCCUCCUUCUCCUUCAGCUCCGCCAUCUGAAUGUUCUGGGGACUCAUGCGGCACCUCUAAGAAGCCAUCGUCGGGUCUAAAAAUAGCCCUGAUUGUGGUGAGUAUAUUGCUCCUACUGGCCCUCAUUGCUGUGAUUUUGAUCUUUCUCAACAAGAAAAGGCAACAAUCAGAAUUGGACGUGGCCGAAUCAUUGGACGACUCGGCCUCCAAGUACACGGCAGCUGGUGGGAGCAGCCAAAUGGAUGUUAAGUCGGUAGAAGCUACGCCACAUCCAAAGAAGGGUGACCAUGGAAAGUUGUCAUUUGUGAGGGAUGAUAGGCAGAGGUUUGAUUUGCAUGACCUGCUUAGAGCCUCAGCUGAAAUCUUGGGGAGCGGGACGUUUGGGGCUUCCUACAAGGCUCUGAUCAUGACUGAUGCUGUGGUGGUCAAGAGGUAUAAGCAGAUGAACAAUGUGGGAAGAGAGGAGUUCCAUGAGCACAUGAGAAGGCUUGGGAGAUUGACACAUCCAAACCUGUUGCCUCUGGUGGCCUAUUAUUAUAGAAGGGAAGAGAAGCUCUUGGUUUCUGACUUUGUGGAGAAUGGUAGCUUGGCCUCUCAUCUUCAUGGCAAUCACAAUUCAGAUCAGCCUGUGCUGGACUGGCCAAUCCGUUUGAGAGUAAUCAAAGGCAUAGCCAGGGGAUUGACCUACCUCUACAGCGCACUCCCUAGCUUGGUUGUACCCCAUGGCCAUCUGAAAUCCUCCAAUGUACUUCUAGAUGAAAACUUCGAGCCCCUCUUGAAUGACUAUGCCCUACUUCCAGUGAUCAACAUGGAGCAAGCCCAACACCUGAUGAUGGCCUACAAAUCACCCGAAUAUGCCCAGCACCGGCGCAUCACGAAGAAGACCGAUGUCUGGUGCUUGGGCAUCAUAAUCUUGGAGGUGUUGACAGGCAAGUUCCCAGAGAACUAUCUCAAGCAGAGCUUCGACAGCAGAGCGGAUUUGGCCAGCUGGGUUAACGGAAUGAUCAAAGAGAAGAGGACCAGCGAGGUGUUUGAUGUGGAAAUGGGGGGUGUGGGGAGCAGCAAAGGAGAGCUGCUGAAGCUGUUGAAGAUUGGUGUGAAAUGUUGUGAGGAGGAUGUGGAGAGAAGGCUGGAUUUGACUGAAGUGGUUGAGAAGAUUGAUGAGCUGAAUGAGGGAGAAAGUGAUGGAGAUUAUCGAUCAAGUGUUUCGAGUGAAGGAGAUGAUUAUACCUCUCAAGUUGUGUGAUUGCAGAAGAGAAAUGAUGAGGACUUUUGGUUCCAAGUAUUGCUGGCUGGUUGGGACUUAGAGAAACCAUGUUGUACAUUAGAAGAAUAUUAUUUAUAUAUGUGCAGGGGCUACUAGGUUUCAGCUAGCUUCAUUCCCAUGAGUUGAAGCAUGUGGCAGGGAGAGAUUUGAAAUUUAAAGCAAUGAAGAAAUUAAUUUGUUUUUGUUUUUGUGUGCAUUGUUUUUUUCUUUUGCCCCAUUUCUUUUGGAUUAGGAAGUGGGUUGUAUUUGUUGUAGGUGUUGGGGAUGAUGGCUCUUGUAUCAUCUUGGUGUAAUGGGAAUUAAUUAGUUGAUAAAACUAGUCAUCAGAUGUGCUCUCUCUCUCUCUCUCUCUCUCUCUCUCUCUCAAUUCCUUUUGUUUUUGUUCUUUUUUUGUCAAACUUUCUCUCUAAAUACGGGCACUGCGUUUCUGUGUGUUCCUAUUUGAAACCAAUGACCUGUGUUAGACUUGGAAUCAACUCAAAACGUAUUCAUAUUGUCCAUUUUUCUUAAUAAUUUUACACUUUUAAGACUUUACGAUUAUAUCCCUGGAUUUAACAAUUUUUUUGACAGGGACAUUUUGUGAUAAAAAGCCUAAAUAAAAUUGCCAAACUUAAAAUGAAGGUAUAUCAAAGUGGAAAGUUUGGUCAAACUACAGAGAUCAAGAAUGUAAUUUGGUAGCAAGGGACUUGUAGUAGCUCAAGUGGUUAAGAGUAUUUUCCUUGCAUCCUAGGUCCUAAAUUCGAUUUUCCUUCUUUCAAUAUUGCUUUAUAUCCCCAAAAAAAAAAAACGUAAAUUGGUUAAAAAGAAAUGGAAAAAGGUUUAACCGAAUGAAUAUUAGAUGAUAGUGUACACUAUUAUGUGCUUAACUCGUGGCUGAACUUACGAUCCACUAUGAAACCCUAGCCCCCUUUCUCCCAAAAAACAUUCUUAGAGUCUUUUCCACUUUGAGGGAGGAGGAAGCCAUUGUUCUUCCCCCCUCUCCCCUCUUCUCUUCCUCCUUUCACAUCUUCCCCCAUUUUCAGAGACAAA
This is a messenger RNA of Prunus persica (peach), 3075 nucleotides long. Its product is annotated as pollen receptor-like kinase 4. Bases 1 to 2025 code for a protein of 674 amino acids. Gene Ontology annotation, molecular function: protein kinase activity; protein binding; ATP binding. Gene Ontology annotation, biological process: protein phosphorylation. The record is from RefSeq and is a predicted model, not a curated record. The transcript has 3 exons. Lineage: Eukaryota; Viridiplantae; Streptophyta; Magnoliopsida; Rosales; Rosaceae.